AUGAACGAUGUAUCCAUACCAAACAUAAUACAAUCAAUUAAAGAUGAUCUGAUUCAACUAAUUACAAUUGAUAAACAACUUGAAAAGGAUAAUAAUAAUAAUAAUAAUAAUAAUAAUAAUAAUAAUAAUAAUAAUAUUAAGAAACUUACUUCUUCUUUUUCUAAGAUAUUCUCUAGGAUUAUUAAUAAUAUUAAUAAAUUCGAACAAGAUCCAUCUCCAUUAGAUAAUAAUUUACCUGUUUUCAUUUCCAUAUUGACUGAUGCACUUAUACCUCUAAUAAGACAAAAUUCAAAUAAUUAUAAUGAUAAUCAACUAUUCAUUUCACUAAGUCAAAUUUAUUACACUUUUUCAAAAAUUUUUGAUUGGAAAAAAUUGUCAUAUUAUUUAAAAGUUGAUAUUCAUUUAUUAAAUGAUAUUUUAAAUGUAUUAAAAAUCGAUUCAAAAAAUUAUAAAACUUGGUAUAUGAAGUAUCUAUUAUUAUCAUGGUUAUAUACAAUUCUUUUAUCACCAUUUAAAUUUGAUCAUGAUCAUUUAGAUAUUAAAAUUAUCAAUUUAAUUAAUCUGGAAAAAUUUAAUUCAAAUAAAGUUUAUCAAUCAAUUGUGGCAAAUAUCCUCGCAGAAUUAUAUUAUAAAAAUAAAGUAUUAAUUCUACAAAAUAAUAAUAACAACAUUAUUAUUAAAACAAAAAUAACUAAUAAUAUAUCAUCAAUAGAUUUAUUAUCGUUAAACUAUUUUUGGAAAAAAAUUAUUUCAAAUAUUAAUUCUUUCGAAAAUGAAAAGUUUUUAGUGGAAAAUGAAACAUUUAUACAUUCAUCAAUUAAUCAAAUUAUUAAUAUUAUUGAAAACAAAAAUAAUCAAAUUGAUAAUGUUGAAGAAUUUUAUAUGAUUGUAAUUAAAAUUAUGCCAAAAUUGUUUUUCAUUGAAUUAUAUUAUGAAAAUUGGUCAUCAUUAGAAGACAUAAUCUCAUGGUAUUUAUUAAAUUUAAAUUCAAAUUUUACAGAAUUUAGAUUUUGUAUUGCUCAUUCUUUUCAAAAAUUAAUUAACUUAAUAACAAAAUAUAUGGAAAGUUAUAUUGCUAUUGAUUUAGUUAAUCAAAUUAUCGAUAAAACAAUUAAAUUAAUUAAAGAUAAUCAAAUGAUUUCAAAUAAUAAUAAUAUUAAUAUUGACCAAUUACAUAGUCAAUUAAUUAUUAUUGCAGAAUUAUCAAAUUUCAUUUUAGAAUAUUUACCAACAUCGCAAUUACUAAAUAUUAUUAAUACAGUCUUACCAAUAACAUUUAAAUUCCAAAUAUUGAAUGGUAAUACUAAUAACUCUAAUAAUACUGUAUCAUUAAGAGGUAAUCAAAUUAAAGAUGCAACAAAUUUUAUUUGUUGGUCAUUAAUUAGAAAUAAAAAUUUUAAAAAAAUUAUAAUAUUAAAUGGGAAAGAAACAAAAUUUAUUUCAUUAAUUGAGUCUCUAAAUGAUAAUAUUUUUAUUAAUUUAUUAAUGAAUUCUUUAUUUGAUAAAGAUUUUAUCAUUAGAAAAUCAUCAAAUGCUGCAUUACAAGAAUAUUUAGGUAGAAUCAAUUAUAUCUAUAAUGGAUUUAAUGAAAUAGAAGAUCAUUCAAAUCAUAAAUUAUCAGUAUUAAUUUUAGAUAAUUUUACUAUAAUGAAAUUGAUAGAAUUGAAAUUUAGUGAUAUUAAUAGAUCUUAUAAAGAAAAUCUAAUCUUACUUUAUAAGAUUUUCCAUUCAAACAAUUCUUCACCACUAUUUUUUAAUAAAAUUAUUAAUUGGUUCAUUAAUUAUAAUAUUUUUACGAAUUUAGAUUAUCAGAUAGUUAAACUGUCUAUUGAAUCAUUACGAUUGUUUAUAGAAACUAUCAAACCUAUCAACCAUAAUAGUGACAAUAUGAUAUCUAAUAUCAUAAAAAAUGUUUUAAAGGAUGAAUCUUAUUUAAAUGAUCCACCAAAAGGUUCAAGAUUAUUAUAUUUGAUUACAGAAUUGAAUCAAUAUUUGGAUAUCAAUAGAAAUAUUGUAAUAAACCUAUACGACAGUAUCGUAACAUCUAACUGUCACAUAACGAAAACCAAUGAAGACUUUUUUAAAUUAUUAUCUAUUAUGAAAUAUUGGAAUCUAUACACCAAAAUCCCCCAUGGAAUCAUAUUUGAUGAUAAAAUGAUAAAUUUCUUAUUUAAAGAAAUUAUUGGCAGUAUUCAGACCGAAAACUCAUGUAUCUGGUAUGACGAAUUUAGUGAGCUAUUUAACCAAAUUUUAAAGAUUUUAUCUAAUGAUCUAUCAUUAUUUGAUAAUAAUGAAAAUAUAAAACAAAAUUUCUUUAAACUAUAUCAUAAAUACAUGUCAUUUAACAAUGAACUUGUAUGCGCUUCAUUACCUUCAUUACCCCCAAAGGAUUUCUUUUCAUUGUUUGAAAAAUAUAAAUAUUCAAUGUCCUGUCAAUGUAAAGCAUCGUUGAUUAGAACACUUACCAAUGAUACUACAACAACAAUGUUCUAUAAAUUAUCAUCAACACCAAAUGACACCAUAUUUACUGACAUGAUCUAUGAAUUUUUGGACGAUCAUACUACUACUGAUCAAGGUGAUGUGGGGAGACUGGUAAGAGAAGAGGCGUGCAUAUUAUUAGAUAAACAUUUCAAUGAAUUUCAAAGUUGUAUACAAGAACGCUUUGCGCUCCAACUUUUAUACUUACUUGCAGAACCAUCUGAAGAGAUCAGCUUAUUAUCAUUAAAAAUACUACAAGAAAAUGUUAUACCACAAUUCGAAUACCAUAAGGAAAGGCAUAAUUUGAAUAUACUUCUAUUGCGAGAAAGAUUUUUCACAAGAGAAUCCCUUGAAUCUACUUCAUUUAAAAAUGAAAAGAUAAAAUUCUGGCAACACUAUGCUGCCAGAGGUGGAGCUUUCCAUUCAACAGAUCAACAAAUAACUUCUUCUAUAGAUGCUUUUAUUACUUGGUACGACCAAACUGCAAAAUCCACAGACAAUAAAAUUUCAAUAUUUCAUGAACUUAUCCACUCAAUCCCGUCAGCAGCAAUCAUUAUUAUAGAGCAAAAUGAUGUGGAAAGAUCUAAAAUUAUCAAAACGACACUACUGUGUUUUAAUUUUAUUAUAAGAUUGAUAUCUUCAAACGUAAUCUUCGAUACUAGUAAUUGGAAUGGUAUCUUAAUAAAAAUGCACAAUUUAUUGAUAAUAAAUGGCUCUUCAAUGCUGAAGAGUACAGUCAUAAAGUUUCUUCCGUAUUUAGUAAUAGCAUAUUCAAAUGCCAAUGAAAAUAAUGCUGAUAUCGCGUUUACCAAUAGCGUUAUUGAUAAAUUAUUUAAUGUUGUUAAAAAAUAUCGACAAAAGAAAGAUACUUCCUCAAUAUUAAGGAUUACACUUCAAUCACUGACGCAGAUAUAUUUGGAAUAUGAUGACUUCGUUCGAAUUGAAUGUUUGAAAACGCUUAUAAAGUCAAAAUUUUCUAAGGACAAUUUAAAUGUUUCAAAUUAUUAUAUACAUGCAUAA
Messenger RNA from Maudiozyma barnettii, 3498 nucleotides. RefSeq names its product Cin1p (gene CIN1). The record is from RefSeq and is a predicted model, not a curated record. Bases 1 to 3498 code for a protein of 1165 amino acids. NCBI's taxonomy places the organism in Eukaryota, Fungi, Ascomycota, Saccharomycetes, Saccharomycetales, Saccharomycetaceae. The transcript has a single exon. Gene Ontology annotation, molecular function: beta-tubulin binding; GTPase activator activity. Gene Ontology annotation, biological process: microtubule cytoskeleton organization; post-chaperonin tubulin folding pathway; tubulin complex assembly.